CAUAUUUUUAUGUUUGCAGCGUUGCAUGCAAGCGUGUCUGUGUGUGUGCAGGAUGCCAAAAUCAGAAGCCGUAAAGGAAGGGGAGGGGCAAGGAUAGAAACGCUGAAGAAAUAGAUAGAGGGAUACACAGAAGAGAAAAGAGGACAGUGGAGAGGGGACAGAUGCCGAGAGACCAAGAGUGAAAGGCACACUGAGGAGAGACAGAAAGCGUGAGGAGGAGGAGGAGGAGGAGACGAUCUGCUGAAGGAAGCAGCAGUGUCGUUGAUUUUCAUAGGAGUCAAGGCAGCUGUCCUCUGUCACCGUGACGAUGGGCUGCUGGCUUUCUGGACCGUGGAUGGGCGACCAAACGAUGAAUGGGCGGAGUCUAGCACACCUGAGCCAAAGGGAUGCUCUGCGAAUCCUGGCAGCCAAUCAGCGUCCAAUCACCAUGCAGAUCAAGGGCCAGAGGAGGCGUGGCACAGAGGCAGAUAGGGGAUCCUGGGAGCCCCUUCCCCUUGACCUGAAGCACCUCAAUCUGCCCCUCCCUCUGAUGGGGGCGGGCCUUAACACUUCUAGUCCCUCUUACCAACACAGACAUUAUUACAACCACCUGUCUCUGCCUCAAGAUCACUGUGAUGGCGGACGGUAUAGCUACCUGUCUAGCUCCCCACGGGACACUGUGGACAUUGGUCGCCAGGAUCUAGAACUAGCUGGCCGUCGAUCAAAGGGACAGAACUGCCUGAUGGGAUGCUGCAGUACUAACUUAGAAGAGCAAAACGCCUGCCACAGUCAGACAGAUGAUGAGGAUUUUAUGCUAGAGAAGCCAAUGGGUUUCCUGCCCCUGCACCAUGAGUUGGACAGUGGUCUGGGCUGGACAGAUGGCUCCCUUCACCAGGGUGACCUCUCAGGUCUGGAGACCGAGGAGGGAGGUCUGGAGGACUGUCAUUCACAUGGGGCCCUCGCCCCAGGAGGGUGUGGGGGUUUUGGAGGUGGUGGCUCUCCUUCCUCAGAGUCCUUCAUUUCCUCAGAGCUCAGCGACUCAGGCUUCUAUAGUGUAAGCACCGGGGAGUUCAGGCACUUCCAGAGGCUGCUGGAGAAGCGAAUGCGUCUCUACAAUGCCAGGCUGCAACAUCAGGGUGAACCAUGCGAAAGGCAGGAACGGCGUGACAGCUGCCCCAAGAGCCACCGUGAGCUGCUGGAGGCCAUCCCUGAGGCGCUGACAAUGCAGCCUCAAUGUCAGCAUCUGCAGAUUGGGAUGGAGGAUGGUGCUGGGCCUGUCAUGGACCUGCCAUCACGUGGCCUAGUCAGGGUUUCAUCAGUCCAGUUCCACAAAGCUGAUCGGCCCUGUCUGAACCGUCACAGCUCCAGCAGUGGCGCCCUCUUCAAUCCCUCCCAUACACACACUGCAGUGUCACGAAUGACAGGCCCAGUCCUCUCAACCUGCAGCACUCCCUCUAGCCACCGGAGACCACUAGUGCCAGUGCAGCACCACCAGGGGUCAAGCUCAGUUGGGAUGCUGAGGAGAAGCAGAACAUUGCACCAUCGGCCACCUCCACAAGAGUACCGUCGACGAGCCAGCCACCCAGCUUCCCCAUCCUACUGCGCUGCAACCCUGCACCACUGUGGAGGCGUCGCACCAUGUAACGUCUUGCCACCAGGCUUGCCAGAGGAAGCCGAGCUAGUGACAGGUGUGAUGGCUUCCCACCCUGGAGGCAUGGCCCUCUCACCCCAACAACAUGCCACCACUCUGGGGCACAUCAGAGGUGCCAACAACCAUGAGCGUUGCUAUGACAACAACUCCAACAGCCAGCUCGCGCACCAUGACUGGUGGCACUCACAAGAAAGAAGCUUGAUGCCUGAGCCAAUGUUGGUAGAAAGGAACAGAGAGAUAGAGAGGGAACUGGAGCAAAAAAGGCAAAUUCAAAAAGAGAAAGAGCUUGAAAGGGAGAGGGAGACACAGAUUCAGGAGGAGAUGGAAAGGGAAAGGCAGAAGGAGAUUGAGAGGAGCCGAGUCGGAGAGCAGCAGCACCUCCAGAGUCUUGUCUUGCCUCCUCAGGCCAGUGACGUCAAUGACACAUGGCCAAAACCCGCCAGCCGUCAGUCUCAUGGAAGUGGAGGUGGCAGAGGCCUCUACAGCACUCUGGAAGGUCACACAGGAGCUUGUGCUACAGCUGGACAGGAUGUAAACAAAGGACCAAUUAAUGCAGGUUCAAGUUUAAACCACAGUUCUGGUCUGCAGUCAAAAUUUAAUCCAAACUGUAAACCCAACACAACCACACGAGUCUCUAGGAGCCAGUUGCUUAGAGAUCGAGCCUCUCAGCUAGCGGAUGAGCGCAGCGGGAUGAGCACCGACGAGGAGACCAGCACUGACAUGCUGAUGGGUCGAUACUGGAGUCGAACGGAGAGGAGGGAACAAUUUCUUUUGGCCCGUGAGCAGAGGCAGCAACAGCAGCUACAACAGCUGCAGGCCAGUAGAGGGACUGUACGAGAUGUCGUUAGCAGGGGAGGACCCGUGGUAGGAGGAGGAGGAGGAGCCUCCGCUGAUGAUGGAGGUCUUCUGGACAGCAAUGGAGUCAGAGGUUUUGCAGAAGGCAGGUGCAACACGGUCCUGGAGCUGAGUCAGAGGAAGCUGAGUCGUAUGAGGAACAGAAAGCUGUUGGAUGACUGGACGACAGUAGAGGAGCUCCUGACUCAUGGGACCAGGCUGGACAACCAGGAUGACAUGCUGUGUCCCAGCUCCCUGCUGACAGUCACCACUGUCUAACUGCAUGGACACAGUGUCUAACUGCAACUCUGCGUGUGAAUGUGUGUGACAUUAAGCUAACAAUACAACAUUUUAGCAAUUGUUCUUGUGCUGUCUCUCCGAGGCCAGAUGAGACGAUGAUAUUAGUUUUAACUACAUGUGUCACUUACAGAGAGGUCCAGGACAUAUUUAGCCUUGCUAAGCACAGACUAGCUGCAGCUUGCUUCCAGUCCUUGUGUUAAGCCAGGUUAAACACUGCAAAGCCAUUCAUGUAUUUUUUAAAAAUGAUCCAGGGCAACAUGAGGUAUUUACAGCUAAAUAAUCCUUUUAUGUCUCACCCAGUUCAGCUGGUUUUUGGUCAGUCCAGGAUUUUCAGAUUUGAGUUAAUUUAUGGUUGAUAAACAGAUGGCCAUAAAUUUCAUGUCAAACCAAACCCAAAUUAUGAGCUGUGAAUUUUCAUAGUAACAUAUGGGUCCAUAUGACUGGCAUUUGUCCCCGGUGCACAUACAAUGGAGCGUGCAAUGUUUACCACACUCUGCUGUUCAUACCUUUGUUGCAGCAGUAAUGUGUAGUGACUUUGGAUGAACAAGGUCCUCACCAUCUCUGUAUUUGAAGCAUAAUGAUGAACCUAAUACUCAUUUUCUCAAGUCUCUGGGGAAGACAGAGAACAAGAAGACUGACAGAAAGUUGAAUUGUUCCUUUAAUGAAUGUGUGAAUGGGAGGGAACCUCACUGUCAUUGCUGUACACCACCUCAACUGAUAGCUUUAUGUGUGGGUGUUUGACCACUGUAUAGCACUCUGGACAAAACGUCUGUGUCAGUGCAUGGCGCUUGUUAUAACACACAAACGAACAAGGUCAGAUGAGUGUGUUUGUUUGCAUCAUUUCUUUCAUGCUCCAUCUUAUGCCCCAUUUAUUUCACCGAAGCUCUGAUAGAUUUACAGAGAUUUAGGUUUUCACUUAGAUCCUCAAUCUAAGACGUUCGGGGAGCAAUACUGUUCUACGUGAUGCACCUGGCUGCGCACUAAUGAUGAAUUACAUGCUUUUUUAUCAGCACUACAGAAACCAUCAACUGUAGCAAUUCAGACAAUGUCAACUGAGAUUUAAUGCCAAAUCCUAAAGGUUUCUUUUUUGUUUUUUAACAGAAACUGUUUACAAUUCAAAGGUCAGUGGGAGCUUUUCUAACUGAAAUGCUAAAUAGUGUGACCUGAUUGACUGGCUUGGGCAACAUGAGUAAAAACAUGCUGAUCAAGGGGGUAAAGAGUUUGCCAUGGAGGUUUUUCACAGGUGACCACAGCUUUAGUCUGUGAAAUCAGUUGUAAUAGUCUUUGGGAGUCAGUUUUAUGCUACAUUCACGUCACAUUUUUAAUGCCAUGAAUUACAUGCAGCUGAUUGGAAUAUUUGUCCCACUUGGUGAAAAGAGAACCAAGAAAGUGCCAGUAUAAAAAAAACGAUAAAACUAAUGGGAAGCCAUAAAAUAAAAAUAAAAGCCAUUGCCACUGGCAGUUACAUCUUAAUGUAAUUUAAUAAGAUGGAUACAAUUGAUUCAGAUAAUUAAAAAGGAGCCAGAAGGAGCUGCACAUAUUUGUUACCUUCUGGUAAGCCAAACCUUGUAUUUUAUUUUUGAUCGUUUAACUAUAGGUCACUUCUAUGAUGAGACCAAAUGAUGGCAAUGGACAUUACUAGUUGUAGCUAGUGUUUAGCUAAAAUACACCAUUACUGCUGAGUGGCACAUUCAUAUUGCAAAGAUGUUAUGACAACAUUUCAUUCCUUUCUUACUGACGUGAUGAGAAUGCAGCAUCAGAUUUCUGGCCCUUCCUGGCUCAUGGGUCUCUGUUCUUGGUGUCUUUACUGUUGGCUGGAUGUUUACAAAUCUAUCUGUGCACUUAAUGUUUAUGCAUGUUUACUGAAAUCUACAUGCGUUGACUUUGGUGAGAGAAUUUUCAAGAAAAAAGUUACACCUCAAGACAGCUUUAGAUUAAGUUUGCAGACUGCUGCUGCAUAUGGUUACAGUCAGAAGGUUGCUUACACUCAUCAUAAAUGUUAUAGCAGUUUUGGGCUUGUAAUGAUUGCCUUGAACUGCUAUUUUUUUCCAGACUGACAUGAUUGUAAAGCAUAUAUCUUUAUUGACCUCUAGAAACAAGAACUAGGUGCACAAGUUUGAAUUUAUUUAGGAUUUCUCAAAUCCACACAGGAUCAAAAAUAAACAUACUUAGUCAGAAGCGCACAUGCUCCCACACUAAUGUUUGGUUACAUCUCCACCAGACCCUUUUGGUAGCCAUCAACAAGCUUCAGGCAAAAUUCUGGCUGAUUAUUUAACCACUCUCCUUGAAAGAAUUGGUAGAGUUCAUUAAAAUUGGUUGGUGUCCUGGCACGGACCCUGCUUUUAAGCAUAGUUCACAGAUCUUAAUUAGCGUUUAGAUCGAGGCCAACGAAUUUAAAGGUCAGAAGUUUAAUUUAAACUUGUGCACCCAAUUCUUGCUUUUUAAUGACCUAUACUGUACAAUCUUUCCCUCUGGAAGAAGUACAGUUCACAGAAACCAUUGCAAUCCCCAGAAUUACCAUGACAUUAAGGCCAAUGAUGACUGUAUGUAAAUUUGUGAACACAACUGUAUGUCUGCCCAGAACAGACAGAGCUAAAGUCAGCGUCGACAUUCCACUAAAAGCUGGUAUGAAGCGUGAGUAAAUCUGAAAACUUACUGAUUCCAGGUCCGCGGUUCAGGAAAAUGUGCAAUAAUACCUCAAGCUAGUUUUAAUAUGACAAUGACGGUGUUGUGUACGCUACCUGUCAGGGUUCCAUCGAAUGCAGUAACUUGUUUUCGAUUCAACAGAUGCACAAAGUGACAAGUCACCACAAGUGUACAGCAGUCGUAGAAUUUACAACAGCAACAGCAAAGGUUAUGUAUAUAUUUACGUUAUUUCUUUACAUAGUUUUCCAUGAGAGGGACCUAAGAAAACAACUUUUUGCACAUCGUUUUUAUACAAAAAGUUUUCCCUACUUUUCUGUACCAGGGACCGAGGCCAGUGGAACGACUGUAGAUAGAAUGACAGUGUGUGUUAAUGUUUUCUUUAUAAACUAACAUAGUGAUUUAUGGAGGAAAAAAUCGUUUAUUGUGAUUGUGUUGGACAUAUUUCAAUAUUUUCUUGUGAUGGUUUCAAAACCAAUGUGAACCGUUUUUAUGAUCUUUAAAAUCUUUCCGAGCUACUUUAGUUAAAAAGCUGGUUAAACCUUGAUUUACUGUUUUCAAGAAGUGAACACAAAAUGUGAAUAUUAUUGUCUCUUUAAAUGGAUCAAUUGAAUUUUACUGUUGUUUUGUGUCAUUAAGACAUGUAGAUAUUGAUUUUGUCAGAUGGUGCGUUUGAGGACUGAGUCGGUAACAGGACAUGAAAAUGCCAUCAGACGCCUCCAGUGGUUUAUGAUGUGAUUCUGUAGGUUUAUAGCUGUGUUACGGAGGCUGUAUAUACAGCACAGAGAUGAACACUGUAGUAUUAGUAUGCUUAAAACUCACAUCCACAUUAUCAGCAUUCAUGGAUAGUGGCUCAUUUUGGUCUGAAUGUUAAAUGUGACUUCCAUGAAUUAUGAGUAAGAUAACAAACACUGUAAUGCUUAAAAGUGACACAGACAAUACAGACAAAUGUUUUCUGUCUUCUUCAGAGUGAGAUGUUUCAGAUAUAUAUCAGUUUUAUCUGAUAGUCAGUUCCAGACCCUUUUACUGUGAAGCUCCAUGAAGCUUGAAACAAAGGUUGUAUGACUUAAAUCUCAAUGUUAUCAAUCUGUGAAUAUGAAAUGAAAAAAGGAGAAAUUACAGUUUUGCUGUGUUUUAAAAGCGAAAGACUUAAAGGCAGGAAACUCAUAGACUACUUAUUUUAGAACUUGUUAUUAAAUUCCUCAUGAAGCAAAACUAGAUAGACGGUAACACGGAAAAAAUAGCCCUGUGAAAAAGUAAAAUGGAGACAUAACAGCUGAUUAAUAUCCUCUAUCUUGUGAAUUUUGAAACAAGCUUCUCCUGUUUCGUGAUGCGAUGUACUGUGCUGCAUUUGCACACAGUUCAGUCAUGGCUGGAUUAGCAAUUGGGCAAGUUUAGCAAAUGCCCAGGGAAUUCAGACAGCCAGGGUCCACAACAACCAGGUUUACUCUGUAUUAUUUGGGUCUGCUUCAUUUCAUUUAUCUCAAAUUAAAUCAAAAUCUGCAGAUUGUGAGUACAGUGUAAACUUCUGCUAAAUCAGAGUUUCAGUGUAUAGGUUUAAAUCAUUGUACUUUGUUUCUUUUGCUGUAAAAUCUGCUUCAUUACAUUAUUAUUAUUAUUAUUUUCACAUUUCCAGAAACUAACACAAAGAACACCCACAACAGGAUUAUCUUAAUUCAUUAUCAAAGUGCUGUAAAAAAAAGAAUUUUAAAAUUAAAUGAUUUUUUUGGCGUUUAAAAUAUUAAAAAUAGUAUUCAACCUUAUGCUAAGACACUAAUAGCCAUAAGUUGUAUAAAAAGAUGUCAGCUGAAGGUUCCAGUUUUUGUGCUAAACUAAGAGGAUCCUGCACUUCACAGAAAUUGCUGCUUUCUAAUUAAUUAAUCUCACUCGGAAGAAGACAGACAAAAUCUUUUUUUUUUUUUUUAAAGAAAAUUCAAACAGUUUGAAACCUGUUAAGCAUUCAGUGAGGAAAGACAUGAAAUCAACCUUGCACCCUGUUUAUUUCCCCGUUUUACCUCUUUCAGCUGUGACUCAAACACUCUGAAUAAUGGAUGACGAAGAGAGAAAUUUUCCUUCUCACCCACCCCCCUCAUUCUCUUUGCUUACGUUACACAAGGACACAGAGGGCUGAAAAUAGCGCUGCUGUCCUCAUGUGAUGUGAAAUUAAAAGCACACUGGAGCGGAGAUACUUGCUGCUGGGGGAUCUCAAUACUUGUUUUACUCCAUCUGACAAUACUUCCAUCCAGCUUGCAACACCGCAUCCAUCUGUCUGUGCAAGGGUACUUUUCACUACGGCAAGCUUUUUGGAAUAUAAUGAUGUACAUGUGAUUGUAAUAAAGAGAUU
This is a messenger RNA of Maylandia zebra (zebra mbuna), 7751 nucleotides long. RefSeq lists its product as uncharacterized. The record is from RefSeq and is a predicted model, not a curated record. NCBI's taxonomy places the organism in Eukaryota, Metazoa, Chordata, Actinopteri, Cichliformes, Cichlidae.